This is a messenger RNA of Drosophila navojoa, 1070 nucleotides long. RefSeq names its product ficolin-2. NCBI's taxonomy places the organism in Eukaryota, Metazoa, Arthropoda, Insecta, Diptera, Drosophilidae. The record is from RefSeq and is a predicted model, not a curated record.
AGUCGUAAAUCGUAAAGUGAAUACACAAAAUGCACUUAAUCAUCAUACUUGUCGUAUUUGGCACAUUAUAUGGAACGAUUAAAGCUGAGAACGUAAAGGAACUGCAGGCGAAAUUGGACACGCUGGACAAAGAGAAUGCAGAACUGAAGGCAGAGCAGGAGAAGCUCCAACAUCAAGUAGACGAAUAUGACAAAAAGCAGAAAGAAAUCGCAGAUCUAGAAAAAGAGCUGGACGUUUGUCAGCCUAGUAGCAGAGCAGAUGCAGCGAGUGCACAGAAUGGCAAUGCCACGAUGAACAGCGUUGUUCUGCCCAAGUUCUUCAAUAAAAACCGUAAAAAGUUUCGAACGGCAGAGGGUCGCAGACAUCUGGUUAAUUGCCUCAUCAACCUAUCCACUCCGUCAAGAUAUAGCUGUGUGCCGUACAUGCACUUUACGGGCGCCCAGGCUAUAACGAUGCCCGGCGAAGAUCCAAUUUACGUUAGGUGCGAUGGCCAAACAGCUGGUUCCGGCUGGCUGAUCAUUCAGCGCCGUGUUUAUGGGACCGAAGACUUCUAUAGGCCUUGGGAAGAGUAUCGACGUGGUUUCGGAAAGAUGCUUGAAGACUCCUUUCUGGGAUUGGAAAAUAUCUAUAAACUAACCAACUAUCAGAGAUUCGAGCUGUUUGUGAAAACCGUGAGCUUUGCAGGUAAAGUUAACUGGGCCCGUUACAGCGAUUUUCUCAUCGGCAGCGAGGAUGAGUCCUAUGUGCUGAAGAGCGUUGGCGAGUUUUCGGGCACUGAAGAUGUUCUAUCGAGAAAUGUGAACAGUAAGUUCUCCACCUACGACAGAGAGAGCAGCCCCCGCAAUCUAUCGCAAAAGUAUCACGGCGGCUAUUGGUAUAUCGAAAAUGGUUUGCAAAGCAGCAAUCCCAAUGGUAAAUACUUAAAGCAUCCGUACCAUUACUCGUAUGGCAUGCAUUGGGCAACAACAGAGAGCGAGAAAUCCGUCAAAAUGAUGAUUCGUCCAGUACUGGGAUGAGACUCUCAUUGAUUUGGCAAAGUCGUAAAAGAAACUCUUACAAAAAUAAUAAAA